AUGCAUGCAAAGCACCACAGCUGUGACUCAAUGCAUACGGAGAUGGUUCCUGUUCUCAUUGCUACCUUGGCUGUUGCUCCCAUUGUGCUUGUUGAGUAUCUUCAAAGCAACCAAGGCUCAGCUCAGUUAGUCACACUGCUGCAGAUGUGGGUUGUUCCUCUUUAUGUCACCAUCAGACUUCACCGGUGGAGAUCCCUGUCAAUGGGGGGAAUGCUCUCAGUUAUUACCAGUUACUUCACUCUCAGACCAACAUGCAAACCUCUCUGAGGAAGAACACCGCAGUUGGUCUACAAAUGAUUCCUCCUGAUCUAUAAACCGAGUUGUGCAAUUGAAAUUGUGUGUUAUGUAGCCAUAAUGUUUACCAUGAUUGUAUUUAAUUUAUUCUUCAGAAUCAAGUCUGAUGACUCCAUGGAUUUGGCGAUGCUACAUUUUUACAGACUGUACUAUGAAGGGAUGGGAAGAGACUUUGCAGAGACUUGUUCUGACUACAUGGCUUCCACCAUUAGUUUUUACAACAUCAGUGGCAUACCAACAAAAAAUUUGUCCAAUGACAUCUGUGCUGUCUGCGGGCAGAAAUUUUUUGUGGAUAUAAAUGAAGAAGGGAUCAUUGAAAAUACCUACCAGCUGUCCUGUAAUCAUGUAUUUCAUGAAUCUGGCAUCCAUGGUUGGUGCAUUGCUGGCAAGAACCAGACUUGCCCAUACUGUGCUGAGGCAGUUGAUUUAAAGAGAAUCUUAAGUAACCCAUAUAUCCUCUCCUUAACAAGAUAG
Calidris pugnax (ruff) is the source of this 768-nucleotide messenger RNA. RefSeq names its product ring finger protein 175 (gene RNF175). Gene Ontology annotation, molecular function: ubiquitin protein ligase activity; metal ion binding. The record is from RefSeq and is a predicted model, not a curated record. NCBI's taxonomy places the organism in Eukaryota, Metazoa, Chordata, Aves, Charadriiformes, Scolopacidae. Gene Ontology annotation, cellular component: endoplasmic reticulum membrane; Golgi membrane.